CGCAGCAGCGCUGCGCUGCUUCUGCCAGCUGCAUUUAUUUACUAAUCACUCGUUAAUGCUCAAUCCCUUUAGAAACACUCACCGUGCCCUGCAGUUGAUUACUGUGUAAAAAAAUGCGCGAUACGUUAGUUUUUCUAUUGAUUGCUGCCUUGGGGACUUGUCGAGCGCAGUACGAAGACGAUCGCCGGCCGCCGUAUGAAGCAGAGGCGGGCCGCGGCCGGCACGGGCACCGGUCGCAGCAUCCCGAGUACGUGCGCGUGGAGGUGGAGCUGCUGAAGAUGAGCAACGAGGGCGCCAUCGACCACAAGAACGCCUACUGCGACCUCAACGGCAACGCCUGCGACCCCGUCGUCCUCGCUUCGCUCGACACGGAGCACUCGUUCAAGGAGUGGCCGGGCCCCUCGGACCCCGCCUUCUGGAGCGAGGUGUUCCGCGUGGACAACACCAACAGUCCCACCCUGAACAAACUCCUCACCAAGGACUCCUGCGGCCGGCCCUUCCGGAGCGCGGUGGCCCGCGUGAUCGCCGAGGACCUGGACCACUGGGACGCCCGCACCUUGAUCAACCACUGGCAGUGCCCCGUCACCAAGGCCCUGGUGGCCGGCAGCCGCGACGCCGCGCAGUGGAGCGGGCCGCUGCCCUGCAUCUCGCGCUAUCGUCCCGUCGAGGGCAAGGACGUCAUCACUUUGACCUUCCGCUACAAGGCCUACCAGAUCGCGCCCGGCGAAUGCCAGAGCAAUCCCACCUCGACGCUGCGCCCCGGGGCGGUCACCAUGACGACACGGACCACGCGGCCGCCCACGUCCUCCCGCAAGACCGUCUGACCGCCAACUAUCAUCCCAUCACGUCACCAGUUUAAUCAACUGUUUUUUUCUACACUGCCAAAAUCUAUCCACUGUCAAUGAAACUAAUCAUAUGAACAGUCGGAAGAAUUUUUAACCAUAUUAUGUCAAAUAAAAGAAACCAUCACAAAAAGCAUUUAGUCACUU
Messenger RNA from Paramacrobiotus metropolitanus, 989 nucleotides. RefSeq lists its product as uncharacterized. The coding region runs from base 114 to 824 and encodes 236 amino acids. The transcript has 5 exons. Lineage: Eukaryota; Metazoa; Tardigrada; Eutardigrada; Parachela; Macrobiotidae. The record is from RefSeq and is a predicted model, not a curated record.